Messenger RNA from Saprolegnia parasitica CBS 223.65, 1608 nucleotides. RefSeq lists its product as hypothetical. Lineage: Eukaryota; Oomycota; Saprolegniomycetes; Saprolegniales; Saprolegniaceae. The record is from RefSeq and is a predicted model, not a curated record. The coding region runs from base 17 to 1531 and encodes 504 amino acids. The transcript is spliced from 2 exons.
CAACAGCAGCAGCAGCAUGGAAGACCGCAUGGCCGCGCUCUCGGUCGGCGACCAGAUCAGCGUCCUCUUCUUCAUCGCAGGCCACUACCAGCGCUUCACGGUGCGCGCGGGCAUGAAGGUCAGCGACGUCAUUGCGGCCAUGGCCAACGUGCUCAGCACCAUGCACCCCGAGGCCGAGGUACCCGUCUUCAACGCGAUCCGCAACAACAAGACCGCGCGCUUCGUCGCGCUCAACGACUCGGCCAUCCGCGCCCUCGAGCCCGAUCAGAUGUACGACAUUGUGUACACGGACAAGGCGGCCAAGGUGCCAUUGCCGCCGCCGUCGAGCGUCGACCCGACCCUCGAGUUUCAGAUUGUCUUUUACAGCAACCCGCUUGGCAUUACCAUCAAGCCCAUGGGCGACCGGUACGUUGUCGCGACGAAGAAGAAGAGCUUGGACUGCUACCGGCGACUGGUCGUGGGCAUGGAAGUCGUGAGCUGCGGCGGCGUUGCGCUCGCCGGCGUCGACUUUCGUGAGCUCCACUCGAUCAUGGCCAACUCGACGUUCCCGCUUACGAUGCGCUUCCGCGCGGCCAUGAGCGACCGACAUGCACACGAGAUGGGCGACGAUGCCAUGGAGGGCAACCAAGCGUCCGAGCGACAACGAGCCGUCGACACGUUCAACAUGCCCGUGCCCGUCAUCUACAACGACGAUAGUUCCGUGCACAGCAUGCGUCGCCGCAUCAAGGACGCCGAGUCGACGACGUCGUACCCGUCGUCGUUGCCGCCGAUGCGCCCGUCCUCGGCAGUGCCCGAUCUUCUCGAGAAGGAAGCCCGCCUCGAAGAAACCCUCAAGAGCCUCCAAGAGGCGUUCUACAAGAAGAAGAAGGAGCUGGACGAAAUCGUCGAGCGCAUUGGCCAGUACUCAAGCCAGCUCUCGAACGUGCGAGCGACGAUGGGCAAGGCCGGUGCCGACUCCCACGCAUCGCCCAACACGCUCACGCAGGAAAUGCUGCGCAAGAUGGACAGCGCCAAGACGCCACUCCCGCGCAAGAAGGGGCCGGCCUCCGUCGUCUCCAACUCGUCGUCGACGUCGGCGCGCUCGACCGGGUCGUACGCCCGCCACAUGCAUCCGUACCAGCCGGCACCCGCCAAACCGUCGUCGCGCAUCCCGACCAAGCCUGCGAUGUCGUCGGCGGCCUCUGUCUGCUCGCUCACGUCGACGUGCUCGAUCGACCGCAUGGCGUUCAAGAAGCCGCGGCCAGCCUUUCCCGGCAAACCGGGGGCGGCCGGCGUGCGCAAGACGCCAACGACGACGCCGUCGGACGCGCGCCGGGCCAACGCGGCCAACACGAACGCCUUCUCCAACACGUUUCCAAGCUCGUUCUCGACCAAAGGCGGCCUUAUUUCGCGCGCGCAGACGCCCCGGGGCGCGUUCUUGGUGCCCAAGACCAACACCCCGGGCGUCGGGCACUACGACGUGAAAGACCUCUCCAAGAACAUCAAGGGCGGCGAGAUUGGCGACUCGGACCGCGAUUUGCACUGGGCCUAACGGAUUUGUCUGCCUCGUGGUUGUAGUAGGAUGAUGAUGAUUAAGCUUAUAUAUGUCGACGAUAAAUAGUUGGCGUC